Molecule: messenger RNA, 1733 nt
Organism: Cygnus atratus (black swan)
Lineage: Eukaryota; Metazoa; Chordata; Aves; Anseriformes; Anatidae
Gene: RGS17
Product: regulator of G protein signaling 17
Exons: 6
Coding region: 291-923 (210 amino acids)
Source: RefSeq, a predicted model, not a curated record
CCUCCUUCCCUCCUUCCCUCCCCGCCCGCCUGCCCGCCGCCGUCUCCUCUCCCUGCCGGCUGGGUGCUGAAGUUGGGCGGAUGGCAGCAGCCCAGCUCCGCUAGGACGAGCCGCCGCAGCCCUUCCCGGGAUCGCUCAGCGCCAACCGCACGCAGCCGGGCGGGGACAUUAGGGAAUGGCUCAAGAAGAUAUGAUCAAAAAUUAUCUGUCCCUAAUGGAGUUUCAAGAUGCUUCUAUGACUUCCCAGCAUCUGAACUGCUCCAUGCCACUUGGGCACUGAAGUAGCUGAAAUGAGAAAGAGGCAGCAGUCACAAAAUGAAGGAACAUCAGCUGUGUCUCAAGCACCUGGAAACCAAAGGCCCAACAACACAUGUUGCUUUUGUUGGUGCUGUUGCUGCAGCUGUUCAUGCCUCACUGUUAGGAAUGAAGAUAGAGGAGACAAUGCAGGAAGACCAACACAUACGACCAAAAUGGAGAGCAUCCAAGUCAUAGAAGAAUGCCAAAACCCUACUGCAGAUGAAAUUUUGUCUUGGGCUCAGAAUUUUGACAAGAUGAUGAAAACACCAGCUGGGAGGAACCUUUUUAGAGAGUUUCUUCGAACAGAGUAUAGUGAAGAGAACCUGCUUUUCUGGCUUGCAUGUGAAGAUCUAAAGAAGGAACAGAACAAGAAAGUUAUUGAAGAAAAAGCAAGACUUAUUUAUGAAGAUUACAUUUCUAUACUUUCACCAAAAGAGGUUAGUCUUGAUUCCCGGGUGAGAGAAGUGAUCAACAGAAACUUGCUGGAUCCCAGUCCUCAUAUGUAUGAAGAUGCCCAACUCCAGAUAUACACCCUAAUGCACAGAGACUCUUUUCCAAGGUUUUUGAACUCUCAAAUUUAUAAGUCUCUUGUUGAAAGUAUUACAGGCUCUACGUCUGAAACUUAGUUUUAAUUUUCAAAUAAAAUAACUUGAUUUUUUUUGGGUGGGCGGGAUGGAAGAAAAGUAGUUUAAUAACAUCUGGAGCUGGGUUCCUGGAGAACUACAGUUUAGCUCUACUCAGGCUACUGUGAAGAAACAAAUACAUAUUAUGGUCUAUGUCUACAUUUUUACCAAGGUCCUCCUUGCUUGAGAUGGCAUGGGAGGGGAACAAUGGAUUUGCCAAAAUACAUUUGUUUCACACUCCUUUCACCCAACUGCAGUCAAGAUUGCAAUGAUGUAUUUGUAGUUUUAUGAACAGUCUCCUUGUGUAUCCUCACACUGCAUGUGCAAGGUAAAACUGCUUCACUUACCACUUAGUUGUUGCAAUAUUUAAUCCAAUAACAUAAAUUAUAUCUGUAUUUAAGAACAUUUUUGUGCAAUACAGUCUAAUGGUACAUAGAAACAAUUGCAGCAAACCAGAAAGAGGCUUGCAUUUUUUAACAUCACUAACUGAAAAAAGCCAAUUUUUAAGGUGUAGCAUUACUCAACAUGCUCUACUGAGUACAAUACACUGACUUUUUGAAGCCAAUAUUUCUGUACAGAAAAAAAAAAAAAAGAGCUAUUUAUCACUGUUUAUUUAAAAUAAAUCAAGCGGAGGAUUCCUCUGGUUGUUCACUGCCAAAACUGUGGCAUUUUCAUUACAGAGUUUGCAAUGUCAAAAAGAAAGAGAGAAAAAAAAGCACAAACCACUUAAAGGGAUCCAUAUCUGGGUGACACAAUCUAUGCGCUGAUAUUGUUUAAUUGUUAAAAGAACAAAGAUUUUCAAUGUACAUUUCA